Messenger RNA from Mytilus trossulus (common blue mussel), 2426 nucleotides. RefSeq names its product kelch-like protein diablo. Gene Ontology annotation, molecular function: protein binding. Lineage: Eukaryota; Metazoa; Mollusca; Bivalvia; Mytilida; Mytilidae. The record is from RefSeq and is a predicted model, not a curated record. Bases 187 to 2073 code for a protein of 628 amino acids. The transcript has 8 exons.
CGAUAUAACUUCCGGUAUCGAAAAUCGAAGACUUCUGAGAUUUUAGUGUAUGCAGGAACUAGACGUCUACAGUAUUUUCCAUGCUUAGAUUGUAUUUAAUGUAGAAUCCAACAUAUAAUGUCUUAAACACCAUGAGAUGUGCAUAAAACAAAAGAAACAGUAAAGAUAAAAUACAAUAAUAAAGAAAUGGCCAAUUCUGGUGAUGAUGGGACAGAUAAAAGUUUCCCUGUGAAUUUUGUUCCAUGUAUGUCUCCAAGAGCAUGUGCUAGUGCUGUGAGCACCGAUUCUGUUGCUAGUGUUCCAGACUCAAUACAACCGGAGGAAGAACAUCGCUAUGUUGAACUUUCCCAUCCUGCUCAGCUUUUGUCUGGGUUAAGAGACCUCCAAAACCGAACACAGUUUUGUGACGUUAUAAUUUCAGUGGACGGGCAGGAAUUUCCAUGCCAUAAAGUUGUUUUAUCUGCAUUUAGUCAGUAUUUUAGGGCAAUGUUUGGUGGAGGUUUAGCUGAAAGCCAACAAAGAAAAGUUUCACUAAAUGGUGUUGAACCCGCUAUGGUACAAACAUUAAUAGAUUACGGUUAUACGUCAGAGGUGGUAAUUACGAGACAAAACGUCCAAUCGCUUUUAUCUGCUGCUAAUUUGUUAGAAAUUAUUCCAGUGAAAGAAGCUUGUUGUUUGUACCUUGAAAAAAACAUGGAUGAAUUAAAUUGUGUUGGUAUACACUGCUUUGCUGAACUACAUUCAUGCUCGGAAUUACAACAAAAAUCAAAAGUUUACAUUUUACACCAUUUUCAGUCAGUAUGGCAACAUGAAGAAUUUCUUGAAUUAACCAAAGUAAAAUUAGUGGAAAUUUUAUCUGAUGAUGAUCUCAACAUUGACAAUGAAGAAAUAGUUUAUCAUGCAGCCAUACAAUGGCUUGACCAUGAUGUAGGAAAUCGUAGGAAUGGAUUUGAAAGUGUUUUAGAAUGUGUUCGUCUUCCACUAGUCAGUUGUUAUUUUAUCCAUGAUCAUGUUGAAAGCCAUGAAGUUAUAAAAUGUUCACAAGCAUGUCAAAAGCUUGUUAAAGAGGCCAAAGAUUUUCAUCUCUUGCAGGAUAGGAGAGCUGAAUUCUCUAGUCCACGUACAAAAGUUCGGAAAUCUUCAGAUAAAACAGAAGUCAUUGUAGCUGUAGGAGGGGAAGAUGAUAAAGUUGUACUUAGAAGUGUGGAGACCUAUGACCCUAACACAUUGUCAUGGAAACCAUUAGCCUGUCUGCCAUUUGCAAUAAGUAAACAUGGAAUUGUAUCAGCAGGUGAUAGUUAUCUUUUCCUGGCUGGUGGUGAAUACCCUGAUGGGUCAGCCAACAAAAGUGUAAUGCGAUAUGAUCCCUGCCUGGAUGUUUGGACAGAAGUGGCACCAAUGAAUAUAGCUAGAUCUGAACUAGGUUUGGUGAUGUUAGAUGGAUUUAUGUAUGCUAUAGGGGGCUGGGAUGGUAACGUUAGAUUGGACAGUGUAGAGUAUUACAAUAUAGAAACCAAUGUUUGGGCCAUGAUACCACCUAUGAAGAUAGCACUGACCAGUCCUGCAUGUGUAUCUCUCAAUGGCAUGUUAUAUGUGACAGGUGGCGCUGUGUUAGAAGAUGGAGAUGGAAUUGACAUUGUACAGUUAUUUAAUCCACGUACCCAGACGUGGAGUGAAAUGAGGUCAAUGAAGAUUCCACGGUCUGGUUCAGGUGCCUGUGUACUGGAUGGAAAAAUCUAUGUCAUAGGAGGGUGGCAUGCUUCCACAGAGAACACAAAGAGAGUAGAAUGUUAUGACCCAAAGACGAACACAUGGAUAGAAAGAUGUCCUCUACAUGAGAGAAGAUAUAGGCCAGGUGUAGCGGUGGUCGGUGGUAAAAUAUAUGCCUGUGGGGGAGAAGAAGGGUGGGACAGAUAUCAUGAUACAAUUGAAUGCUAUGAUCCUAUAAGUGACAGCUGGGAAAUUAUCGGUGAAAUGCAAACAAGUCGUAGUUGGUUAAGCUGUGUUUCCAUGGUGAUAAGAAAAGAUCUGAUUGGCAAGGACAGAAAUACGACACACCAGUGCACUGUCUAAUGUAAUGGCAGCCACUUAAAAUAAAAUAAGCAUAAUGUGAUUAUAGAUUAAUGAAACCAUGUGACUUCAUUGAGAAAUACCAUUGGAGGUUUAUCAUGUGAUUAUAAAUUAAUGAAACCAUGUGAUUACAUUGAGAAAUACCAUUGGAAUUUCAAUAGUUGAUUGUAAAUAAAUGAAACCAUGUGAUUACAUUGAAAAAUACCAUUGGAGGUUUACUAAUUGAUUGUGAAUCAAUAUGUGUUCUUGUACUUUUGACCUCUGUUUCCAACCAUAGGCUUAAGGACGAAUGCCGAACUGUUUCAAAAUACCAAGCUUUUUAAAAGACUGUUAUUAAUUGAUAAUAUACUGUGGAU